Messenger RNA from Neogale vison (American mink), 1772 nucleotides. It is a transcript of the gene ZBP1, whose product is annotated as Z-DNA binding protein 1. Bases 35 to 1492 code for a protein of 485 amino acids. Gene Ontology annotation, biological process: positive regulation of type I interferon-mediated signaling pathway. The record is from RefSeq and is a predicted model, not a curated record. Lineage: Eukaryota; Metazoa; Chordata; Mammalia; Carnivora; Mustelidae. Gene Ontology annotation, cellular component: nucleus. Gene Ontology annotation, molecular function: double-stranded RNA adenosine deaminase activity; RNA binding; DNA binding. The transcript is spliced from 8 exons.
CAAACACCCACCCAGCUGACGUGUCCCCUCACAGAUGUGGGAGCACCACAUCCAGCCAAGCAAGGACACCCGGCCUCCUCCCAGCCUGUCCUCUCCAAGCCACCUUGCCGACACCUGCCACGGUCCCCACAUCUCCAGGCUCCCAGCCUCUACAGCCAGGAUGGCCCAGGCCCCCGGGGACCCUGAUGAAACAGACCUCGAGCAGAGGAUCCUGCAGGUGCUGAGGGACGCUGGCUCCCCCGUGAAGUCCGUCCAGUUGGCAAAGGAGUGCCAAGUGCCCAAGAAGAAUCUCAACCAAGUCCUCUACCGGAUGCUGAAGGAGUCCAAAGUCUCCCUGGAAGGCCCUGCAACGUGGGGCCUGGGCCAGGGUGGGACCAGAGAAGUGGAGCCCGCAGAGCCGGCCCAGCCCAGCCAGGCAGAGCGGCCCCGGAAGGACGUGGCUGCAGCUCCAAAGGAACCUGGCCGUCAGCUCACUAAACAGCAGGAAGACAUCUACAGGAUUCUGGAAAACCAUGGGCCCUGUAAGGCCCUGACCAUCUCCCAGAAGCUGGGAAAGAAGACAGCGAAGGAAGUCAACCCAGACUUGUACGCCAUGAGGAGGAAGCACCUUCUGGACUUGGAUGAGAAGUCAAGUACAUGGGCAAUUUAUCGGCCAGACUUGGCAGGAAGAAAUCCGGCCCCUGCAAUAAUUUACCAGAAAAAUCCAAUCAACAUGAUCUGUCAGAAUGGACCCAAUAACCACAUUUCCAUUGGCAACUCCGAAAGCAUCCAGAUUGGACAUGGGAAUGUCAUCGUGAGACCGACGGCCUCUGGGGAGAAUGGCUCCAUGGCUCCCCUCCACCUCCCCCCAGUGGCACCAGCUGACCCCUCAUCUCAGACAUCUCCGGCUGCAGCCUGGGGACCCCAGGACAUCUGCUUGGAGAAGUCUGUGCUCAGACGGGUACAGAUGGGACACGGCAAUAAGAUGAACCUCAACAGUGCCCCGGCCAAGGACCCUACAGCCUGCAGCCCCUCAAUCAGCCCCCCAGUCUGUGCCCCCACGGAUGGCCCAGAAGCUCUGUUCGAAAUUCGAAUGCCCAAACCAGGACCUUCUGCUGAGGAGGAGGUGGCCCAGAGAGUCCGUAUCCGUUCAUGCUUCCUUGAGGACACCGCCAUCGGCAACAGCAACAGAAUGACUGUCAGCUCGGAGACAGCUGGUCCAGAAGGAGUUGUAAGGCCUGAGGACAGCAAGAGGGACCCUGGAGAGACAGGCAAGGAUGCAGGUGCAGAGCCUAGAAGCCAGUUCCCUCACAACCGUGACCAGGAUCCCCCCGGCAACAGCGACGUCUUGACCUUCAUCUCCCACCUUGAAGCUGUGACUCUUGAAAGUGGGGAUCCCCAAACUAUAGAAGACAGCAGCCAGGUGGACAGAACCCCAGACAUGGACUCCCGGGGGCAGGUGGAGACCGGAACAAACCGCCAGGCUCUCUCAGGAAGAGCAGGCAGACACUAGUGAAUCCUUGGUCCUGUGCCUUCCGUGGUUCAUAAACGCUAUUGUCCACCUUCUUGCCUCCACUUGGGCUGGGCCUGGCCUGGGGCUGGGCAAAGGCACCUCUGUCCACUGCCUCCCUGGCUCCCUUCCAUUAUGGCUGUCCAUUCUUCCCUCACUCAAGACCUGACUUCCUCAAGGCCCAUUAUGGCUGCCUGAUCUCUUUCUCACCUGACCUUUCUAGAACCUUCCUACCUCCACUUUGAUCUCUCAAGAUUUCUUAGCUGAACUUCCAGAGAAUAAA